Molecule: messenger RNA, 679 nt
Organism: Drosophila teissieri
Lineage: Eukaryota; Metazoa; Arthropoda; Insecta; Diptera; Drosophilidae
Product: adenylate kinase isoenzyme 1-like
Exons: 4
Coding region: 119-679 (186 amino acids)
Biological process (GO): nucleobase-containing compound metabolic process
Cellular component (GO): cytoplasm
Molecular function (GO): AMP kinase activity; ATP binding
Source: RefSeq, a predicted model, not a curated record
AUGAAAAUAACUAAAAGAACAAGCAAAACUUGUCAAAAUAUCCAAAUUCUGGACGAAAGAAUUUUAUUUUAUUUCAAUAUUCAGGCAUUGUUUUUUUUGGAAAUAUUUGUGUUCAGCUAUGGAGGCUCCUAUGGUGUGGAUAAUGGGCGGUCCGGGCAGCGGCAAAGGAACUCAGGCGCAGAAAAUUGAGAAGCAAUAUGGUUUCAAGCAUAUCGACCCCGUCGCAUUGAUCGAAUCGGAGAUAGCAUCGAAAAGCAGUGCUGGCAACAGCUUCGCAGAACUCGUAUCAGCAGGAUCUCCGAUUCCCUUGCCACAGAUUGUACCCUUGAUUGAAAAACAAUUGAUGAGCCAUCGUGGUGCACUCAAGGGCUUCGUCAUUGAUGGAUACCCCGCCGAUUUGAAGGAGGCUGAAAUAUUGGAGAAUGGAUUUGGGACGCCGCAAUUAAUUAUUGCGCUGGAUUUGGACCAGGAAGCCGGAAGUACACGCAGCUCAUCUAGUCCCACUGCACGUCCAAGUCUACCAAUGUACAUAGAAAGCUCUAAAGCGGUUUUGAAAAAAUACUCGCAGGCCACUUUGAAAAUCGAUGCUACCCAAGAGCCGGACGCCAUGUUUCAGGAAAUCAAGUUAAAUAUGGAUAAGAUCGUGCAGCGUCAGCCACGAGUGGAAAUAGCACGCUAG